AUGGUCUUCCUCAACAGCAGUAACUUCAGACCCUUUCUUCUGACUGGCUUCCCUGGCCUGGAGGCUUCACAUCCAAAGAUAUCUAUUUUGUUUUGUGUCCUGUAUCUAAUUGCCCUUCUGGGGAACAGUGCUAUCUUAGUAGUUAUUUGGAUAGAACAGACACUUCAUGCACCCAUGUACCUUUUUCUUUCCAUGCUGGCUGCAAGUGACCUGGGACUGUGCACUACCACCCUGCCUACUCUGCUCAAGCUUUUCUGGUUCAAUGCUCCUGAAAUAGAGUUUGAUGCCUGUCUCACCCAGAUGUUCUUCAUCCAUGUUUUCUCCUUAAUGGAAUCAGGCAUCCUACUGACUAUGGCCUUUGACCGAUAUGUGGCUAUCGCCAGCCCACUCAGGUACACAACUAUUUUGACCAAUGCCACCAUUGUCAAGAUAGGCAUAGGGAUUUUGAUACGGGCUGUGGCUGUCAUCCUCCCUGGGCCCAUUCUUAUUAAACAGCUGAUGUUUUGUAAGCCCAAUGUGCUCUCUCACUCAUACUGUCUGCACCCUGACAUCAUCAAGCUUUCCUGUUCUGAUCACCGUAUCAAUAGCAUCUAUGGCCUCAUAAUAAUUCUCAUCACCUUUGGACUGGACUCUGUAUUAAUCCUCCUCUCUUAUUUGAAGAUCCUGAUCACUGUGUUAGGCAUUGCCUCCCAGGAAGAACAAUUCAAGGCCCUCAAUACUUGUGUUUCCCAUGUCUGUGCUGUGUUGCUGGUGUAUGUCCCAAUGCUUGGAGUAUCCAUUAUCCAUCGCUUUGGGAAGCAUGUUCCAGCUGUGGUACACAUUAUUAUGGGCUAUGUAUAUUUAUUAGUUCCUCCUGUUCUCAACCCAAUUGUAUACUGCAUUAAGACCCGGGAGAUACGUAUCCGUAUUUUAGGUAAUCUACUGAAAAUGUAA
Messenger RNA from Echinops telfairi (small Madagascar hedgehog), 933 nucleotides. RefSeq names its product olfactory receptor 51L1-like. Lineage: Eukaryota; Metazoa; Chordata; Mammalia; Afrosoricida; Tenrecidae. The transcript has a single exon. The record is from RefSeq and is a predicted model, not a curated record. Bases 1 to 933 code for a protein of 310 amino acids. Gene Ontology annotation, cellular component: membrane. Gene Ontology annotation, molecular function: G protein-coupled receptor activity; olfactory receptor activity. Gene Ontology annotation, biological process: G protein-coupled receptor signaling pathway.